AGGAAGUUAAAGGGCGAAAACUGGUUUUAAUAGCUAGUGGGCGGACCAUGAUUGCAGCAGUCUUGAAUGCGACGUUAUCAUAACACCGCAUCUUAAGGACGGGGGCUUUCGGCAUCCCUCCGCGAGUGACCGAUGCUGUAAAGCGAAAAAAACAAGCCAGUCAUGGGGAAUAGUGAGGAGGAGGAAGGAUGCCAGUUGAGCCCCCCUCCUCCUUCUACAGCGGGACCGCAGCCAGCAUCAGACUAAAAAGACAAAAAGGAUGGCUCAGUCUGUGAGGAGGGUAGACAUCGGCAUGGAGCACAAACCGCAGAGGGACAAGACCCGGACCAGCUACUUUGGCAAUGUGAAGAGCAGACUGGGCUCAAAGCUGCCCGCGGGGGUCUCUCAGCCUCCGCAUUUCGCCAAGCCGCCUUGGGACACCCAACCUCAGGCCCGAAGCUUGCAGGAGCCUUCAGCCAGCCACCAGCAUCAUCAGUACCAAACUGCGGCUGGCCAACCUCUAGACCACAUCCCGCACAUUAGAAACCCGAUACUACGACAGUAUUACCUGCAAGGGACCUCAUGGGACUCCAACAUGGCAGUGAAGCAAGAGCAAACCAAACAGUUGUCACAUGAGGCCCAAAGCAGCACGGAUGAGUCAGUGUUCAACAUCUCAUCCCGCUUCGGCAGCGGUGACACAGCUCCUCCUCCUCGGUCACAAUCAGCACCUUUGUCCGCCGCCCUUGUCCGCAUGGAGCAGCAGCAGCAAGCCGAAGAGGUGAAGAGCACCGCCACGGCCGGUUCCGAGGAAAAGACGUCGCCGGGGAUGGUUCCCGAUUUCGCAGAGCGACUCGCUGCUACUGCCCAGUCGCCCUUGCCUGAAGCAGAAUAUGACAAACUACUGGAUGUGGAGGCGGUUCCGAUGCCUGACGGACAGCUCUGCCUUUUGGCUCUUCCGCCCGAGUGCUGUCAGGGGGAAGGUCCAGAUGCCACGCCUUAUCUCAAAUUAUUCUGCCGCCACAUCACUGACCGCAAGGGUGUGGUUUCGGGAAUCCUCCUGGUGACGACGAAUAAACUCUUCUUCGACCCGUGCAAAACGCACCCACUGGUGAAAGAGCACGGAUGCGAGGAGUACCUCCUGUCAUGCUCUGUGGACCAGCUGUCGUCCGUUUCCUUCUACUCUGAUAUCUCACAUGUUCACUUUCACUACUCCCAUCAGAGGAGAAAAGGCAGAAAACUUUUCCACAGACUGAAAAAUCCCAAAAGCCAGGAUCAGAAGAAGGAAUCGGUUUCACUUCGAGCACCUGCAGAGCUCUCCACUUUGAGUCUCAAAAAGGAGGCCUGUGCAGAAAGUGACUGCAAAAAAGUACCUGAGGAGCAUCUUGAUAAGAAUCCAUCUGAAACAUCUUCAGAAGCUUCCGGAGGAGCCCUCGGUGUGGCCGCCACCUUCUGCUGCGGCGCUCCGGAAGUGUCAAGUCACGUGAAGACGACGGAUGAGGCGCGAUCCGCUCCUGCGUCGAGUCAGACUGCAGUGCCUGCAAAGCCCUCAUCAGAAAACCCCAGGUGUGUUAUCUUUAUCCGACUGCGGGUUCAGUCGUCGGCAGGAAGGAAAAAGAAGGCCGGAGGAUUUCAAUUUGGAAUGACUGAAACGGCAGCUGCCAGACGGGAAGCUUGGAUCGCCCUUUCGCAGGAGAGUUCCGACGAGCUCCACGCCUUUCUCAAGCGCCGUCGACCCGACUUGUGUCUGCUCAAGGGCGGAGGAGAAGAGCACGGGGAGGCGGAACAUAAUGAAGAGGAGUUUGUACUGCUGGAGGAUGAAGAGGAGGAAGGAGUGUCACCGAAGCAGCACAGUUCAGGAGAUGACUGGGAGAUGGUGUUGAUGGAGGACAACGGGGACAAGCUCAUGGACAGGGAGCCGGAAGGACUUAACGCCAUUGUGGAGAACAGCCAGAUUUUAGAAGCCUCGGAUGUUAGAGAGCUGUGCAAGGAGCUGCCCCCGAAAACGGUGGGCCACGCCUGGCAACUGGCGUACAGCACGUCUCGCCACGGCGCCAGCCUCAAGUCGCUCUACCGCAAAAUGAGCGCCGCAGACUCACCCGCUCUCGUGGUCAUCAAAGACGCCACGGACGAGGUAUUCGGGGCGUUCCUCUCGCACCCGUUGAGGCUCAGCGAUGCCUUUUACGGCACGGGAGAAACCUUUCUCUUCAUGUUGCAUCCUCGAUUCAAGUGCUUUAGAUGGACCGGGGAGAAUUCCUUUUUCAUUAAAGGAGACUUGGACUCAUUCGCCAUUGGCGGAGGAAGUGGUCACUUUGGUCUGUGGUUGGACGAGAAUCUCUACUUGGGUCGCAGCAGCCCCUGUUACACCUUUAAUAAUUGUUGCCUCUCGGAAACGGACGACUUCCGCGUCAUGGAGCUGGAGGUGUGGACAUUCGGCUGAGGUGUCACACACUUUGAACGCGGCUGUCAUUUCAUGCUAUCAGGUCAGGAUUUAUUCACAUGGUCGGAUUUGGACCAGCAGGACUUUAGAGCGCCAGCUGCCGGAAGGGACGUUUUAAUGGAUGACUCAUUCCAGAGGGAACGCUGUCAAGAGACUUUGCACUUUGUCAAUGGGUUGUUUAUUUUUUGAACAGCACUGCAUCUUUGUGCCGCAGCCCUGUAGUCACAUUAGUUAAUGAAAAGACACACGAGAAUAAUAUUCAUAAACAUGCGUAUGCUAAUGCUCCCUUCUUGACGGGAUGUCAUCAGUAGGCUGAAUAAAAUAAAGAUAUUAUUAAUGCAGA
This is a messenger RNA of Syngnathus typhle (broad-nosed pipefish), 2759 nucleotides long. RefSeq names its product oxidation resistance protein 1. NCBI's taxonomy places the organism in Eukaryota, Metazoa, Chordata, Actinopteri, Syngnathiformes, Syngnathidae. The coding region runs from base 260 to 2416 and encodes 718 amino acids. Gene Ontology annotation, cellular component: nucleus. The transcript is spliced from 16 exons. Gene Ontology annotation, biological process: response to oxidative stress; regulation of transcription by RNA polymerase II. The record is from RefSeq and is a predicted model, not a curated record.